CAUCGGACAACAAAUGUCAAACCGGCUCGGCGGGGUGCUCCGCCCGGUCGUUUGCAAACCAGAUUAUAAUUAUUUACGUGGUUGCUUUAUAAUUUAGGAUAAUACACUUUUAUAUCAUAACACAAUCAUGAAGGAGCCGAAGCAAACUCCUAUAAAAGAGUUGGCCGAGUUACGCGCGUACUUCGCGUCGCAUAACGCGGUCCGCGAAUACGUCGCACAUUCGUCCAAGGUGCACUCGGUAGGCUGGUCGUGCGACGGCCGCAAGCUCGCCUCGGGUUCCUUCGACAAGACCGUCGCCAUCUUCAAUCUCGAGCGGAACCGACUGGUGCAAGAUUUUGUGUUCCGUGGACACACAGGGUCAGUGGACCAACUGUGCUGGCAUGCAUCACACCCGGACCUGCUCAGCACAGCCAGCGGGGAUAAAUCUGUGCGCAUCUGGGACACCAGAUCCCGCAAAUGUGCUGCAGUGAUCCCGACUAAAGGAGAGAACAUAAAUAUCGCGUGGGCCCCCAAUGGCGCCGCCAUCGCCGUCGGCAACAAGGAGGACCUCGUGUCGUUUAUCGACACGCGCACUUAUAAAGUGGUGACGGAAGAACAAUUCCACUUCGAAGUGAACGAGAUCUCGUGGAACAACAGCUCGGACCUGUUCUACCUGACCAACGGACUGGGCUGCGUGCACAUCCUGUCCUACCCGGGACUCGAGCUGCAGACCGUGUUGAAGGCGCACCCGGGCACGUGUAUAUGUAUUGAGCAUGAUCCGACGGGGCGGUACUUUGCGACGGGGUCGGCUGACGCGUUGGUUUCGCUGUGGGAUGCGCAAGAAUUGGCUGCGCUUAGAGUAUUUUCCAGGUUGGAGUGGCCGGUGCGCACGCUGUCGUUCAGCUUCGACGGGCGCCUGCUGGCGUCGGCCAGCGAGGACCACGUUAUAGACAUCGGAGACACGGAGACAGGAGAGAAAGUAGCCGAGAUCCCGGUGUCCGCGGCCACGUUCACGGUGUCGUGGCACCCGGGCCGGUACCUGGCCGCCUUCGCCUGCGAGGACAAGGAGCCGCCGGAGAGGAAGAGGGACGCCGGCAACCUCAAGCUGUGGGGGCUGCCCACCCAGGACCGCAACUAGUCACAGCCCCGGGAGGAACUUGUUGCACCGCACCCGGGGCACUGGGGCUGGCUCCCGGCCCCUGUGCGCUCACCUGCCUCCGGGGCCCCUCCGAGAGGAAUUGCGACGGACAUCUGACCGGGCCUCGACUCCUAGAGCUUACGGAGGCUACCUUCAAACCUGGCCCAAUACGGUGUCAAUAGAAUUAAAUUUUGCCCAUUUUGAAACAAUUGCAUCCUACAGAGUCUGAAGAAAUAUUAACCAAAUUAGCUCCGAGUCGCCAUGAUUGACGCCCUAUCCCUGACCAGAAUGGCUAUGUGGUCUGGAAUGGAACCAUGGAGAAAAACUCAGAUCUAAAGUAUUAAUUAGUUGCUGAGGGGCUUCUGCAAAUUGAACACGUGAGUGACUUUUUGUAAAUAUAAAGUGCGAAUCAUGACGUGUUAAACGAAAGUGAGACAAUAGUUUAUAUAAGUGAAUGUGAAGUGAUUUGUGGCUUUCAAUAGAGCCGUUAGAUGUCACUUUAUAUCAUCCUCGUCAAAUCGAAAUAUGUAUGUGGAAGUGUUUUAACAUUUUCCAUCUUGCUCGAAAAUUUUAUUUCAUGUGCUUAUUUCUUAUUCAAAUGCUUAUUUCAUGCGGAUAUACUGAAGGACUAAGGCAUGUAUUGUUCCCUCGGGAGUUAUGGAUUGUGAAAAAAAGGCAUAACUGCCAAGGGAGUUAUACCUUUUUUUUGCCACUAAUUCAUACAAACCAAGUAGGUAUAAAUGAGUUUUACUUUUAAAAUAUUAAAUAAUAUAAAAUAUUAUUAA
Cydia pomonella (codling moth) is the source of this 1902-nucleotide messenger RNA. It is a transcript of the gene tex, whose product is annotated as THO complex subunit 3. The transcript has 6 exons. The record is from RefSeq and is a predicted model, not a curated record. Bases 128 to 1117 code for a protein of 329 amino acids. NCBI's taxonomy places the organism in Eukaryota, Metazoa, Arthropoda, Insecta, Lepidoptera, Tortricidae. Gene Ontology annotation, cellular component: THO complex part of transcription export complex. Gene Ontology annotation, molecular function: protein binding. Gene Ontology annotation, biological process: mRNA export from nucleus.